This is a messenger RNA of Verticillium alfalfae VaMs.102, 1995 nucleotides long. RefSeq names its product mRNA export factor mex67. Gene Ontology annotation, molecular function: RNA binding; protein binding. Gene Ontology annotation, cellular component: nucleus. Lineage: Eukaryota; Fungi; Ascomycota; Sordariomycetes; Glomerellales; Plectosphaerellaceae. The record is from RefSeq and is a predicted model, not a curated record. Bases 1 to 1995 code for a protein of 664 amino acids. Gene Ontology annotation, biological process: poly(A)+ mRNA export from nucleus. The transcript is spliced from 4 exons.
AUGGCGCCCCCUCGGUCAAACCGGGCUCCAGCCUCUGCUCCUAAGGGACCGUCUCGGGGCGGUAUCCAGAAGCGUGGACGGGCAGGACGGGUUGAUCAGGACGGUGAUCUUGAUAUGGACUCUGCUGCGGCUCGCCGUGCUGGCAGACCUGCCCGGAACGAACCAUCGACCGCUCGCCCUCAACGGGGCGCGCGAACAAAUGCUGCCCCUGCUAAAAGCUCGGCACGAAACCACCAGGCUAUCGCCCGCCAUCUUGAUGGCGAGGGCGCGGAUCUGAUCACCAAGAAGAAAGCACAAUCCGGUCCACUCGUUUGGCUAGAUGUCAAGGGGUUGAAGGAGAGCAAGGCUUCGAGGAACAGGGACGGUGGAAUCAGAGACCUCAUCUCGUUCAUAGAGCGCAAGGCGCAGAGCGCUGGUCAGAGGACCAAGGGUGUCAUGGUCUUGAAGGGAUGCCGAAUGGUCCAGCUGGACCUCGUCAAAACGCCACGUUCGCCGCGACGCACGAGACAACAGCCCUCGUCCAUACCGGCUGCUUAUGCCCGAAUUUCUCCCCUCGCGGCCCACGCCGUGAACGGCUUCGUGUUUGCUGGUGCCAAGCUCGAAAUCACCGACUCGGGCGGCUCUCUCGCUAAAGCCACCGAAGCCUCAGCAGCAGCACAGGACCUCAAGUCUAAACUUACCAACAUCAUGUCACAGCGUUACCUGACUGAGAACAAACUCUUGAAGCUUGACGCCUUGAACCAAGACCAGCAGCUCGUUGAGAUGGGCGUUCUUGAGUCCAAGGAUCGAGCUGAAAAGCUCGUGAAGGUCAUGAUGAAAAUCUGUGACGACCUCUUCAAGACGCCCAAGGACAAGACGGACAACAUCCACAGCAUCAGUCUCGCAAAUAAUGGCCUCGACGGUGUCGCCCAAGUCGAGGACAUUGCAGAGACAUUCCCAGACCUCCUCAACCUCGACCUCAGCGGUAACAAAAUUGCUACUCUGUCUGGUCUCAUGCCAUGGAAAGGCAGGCUUCGCAAGUUGGAUACGCUCUACAUAACCGACAACCCUAUCGACAUUGCCGAUCUCAAGGUCCAAGCAGCGUUGCUAAAGUUCUUCCCCAAGCUCACCAACAUCAACGGACAGCAAUUCACACCUGAACACCUUGCCGAGUUGCAAAAGUUUACGAGACCACGCCCUAUUCCUCAACACGGCCCCGACUUCCGCGACGCCAACGGGAUUGGCGAGAGCUUUCUGUUGGAGUUUUUCGUGGGAUUCGACACAGAUCGCCUUGGUCUACUGGCAAAGUACUACGACGACGACAGCCAAUUUUCUCUCGCCGUGGAUACGAACUCAAUCCGCGACAAGGACGCGCCGCAGCCAAUGUCCUGGUCAGCAUACAUUCCUAAGUCGAGGAAUCUGACCAGGAUCACGACCACUGCCGCGCGAGAAUCGCGUCUUCUCAGCGGUCGCGAGAUAAUUCUCAAGACUUGGAACGAGCUGCCAUCUACAAAGCACCCCGACAUCAAAGCUGAUACUACAAAGUACAUUAUGGAUUGCCAUCUUCUUCCGGGCCUGGGUGACCCGACAGGCCAGACGGGUGCUUCUCUAGAUGGUAUGGUGCUCUCUGUCCAUGGGCAGUUUGAAGAGAUGGACAAGGCGUCCAAUCAGCCAGGCCUCCGCAGCUUCUCGCGAAGCUUUGUUCUCGGUCCUGGGCGUCCAGGCAACAACCCCAUCCGCGUUGUCAGUGACAUGUUGUCUUUGCGAGCCUGGAAUGCCUUGCCAAAUGUGUUCGUCGCUGCUGCUGCUACCUCCGCCGCCGCGCCGCCGCCCGUUCCAGCCCAAGAGCAAGAGCUCCGUCAAGCGAAGAUCCUGGAGCUAUGCAAGCAAACAUCAAUGACACCCGUCUACUCGGAAAUGUGUCUCAACGACACUGCCUGGGACUUCGAUCGCGCACUGGCCGUGUUCAAUGAGAAGAAGGCACAGCUUCCUGCCGAGGCUUUCGCUGUGGUGUAG